AUAAGGCUCCAUCAGCCCCUCCUCCACAUCAUUCUCUUCUUCGACGCCACAACAGAAACAACCAGUAUGAUCGCUAAGGUUGCCGUGGUGGUGGUGUUGGUGGGGGUGACUCUCGCCGCCCAGCACAACUCAUACACCGCUCCCCAACAGUCCGGGCACAAACAGGAUGGCAUGCCAUACAACUUCCAGUACGGCGUCAAAGACGACUACUCUGGCACUGACUUUGGCCACAACGAGGAAUCUGACGGAAACACUGUCCGUGGCUCCUACACCGUCCAGCUCCCCGACGGCCGCAAGCAGACGGUGAACUACGUGGUCGACGGCUACAGUGGCUACCAGGCUACUGUCACCUACGACGGCGAGGCUCAGUUCCCCGAUCAGUACGGUCCCCCCAUCACCUUCAGGCCCCAGUCUUACGGCCAGUCCCAGCAGUCAUACCAGCCUGAACCUUCAUACCAGCAGGAACCCUCAUACCAGCAGGAACCCUCAUACCAGCAGGAACCCUCAUACCAGCAGGAACCCUCAUACCAGCAGGAACCUUCAUACCCGACCGGACCCUCAUACCAACAGGAACCUUCAUACCCAACAGGACCUUCAUACCAGCGCGAACCCUCAUACCCAACAGGACCUUCAUACCAGCCCGAACCCUCAUACCAGAACCCAUAUCAGAAUGAACCUUCCUACGCAUAACAUUUUAAUAUAAUACCAAAGUAAUGUUCCACAGCUAUUAAUGUUUUUGUUGACAUAGAAAAAAUAAAGUUUUAUUUCCUCUA
Messenger RNA from Homarus americanus (American lobster), 773 nucleotides. Its product is annotated as adhesive plaque matrix protein-like. The record is from RefSeq and is a predicted model, not a curated record. Gene Ontology annotation, cellular component: extracellular matrix. Lineage: Eukaryota; Metazoa; Arthropoda; Malacostraca; Decapoda; Nephropidae. The transcript has 4 exons. The coding region runs from base 67 to 690 and encodes 207 amino acids.